AGGCAAUCGAUCACUAAUCAGUCAGCAACUGAGAUUCUUAGUUUGUACUAUAAUUCAAAUAUUCCUAAUUAUCACAUUUGGCAUCGCGAUAGAGUCUGUGGUGGUAUGGUCGGACAUAUAUUCAGAUUCUGAUGCUUUUACAGAUUACUUGGAAAGGUUCGAAAUCUGGACUAUGAACAAGGAAGAUGCUGAUUAUGUUAAUAUUGUGGCACAUUUCCCCACAUUCAUCUGAAAAGGAGCUUACAGCUUACUAAGAACUCUGGCUUUACCAGGAAAGCCUAUUAAUCUUCCUUAUGCAACUCUCAAGGAACUACUGCUAGACUAUGUGAAGUAUACAAAUUUUGAAUGUGGUAAAGGAGAACGAUUUCGCAAAAUGAUUCAUCAGGACAUCAAAGAUUAUACUACAUCACUACGUCAUUGCAAUCCAGUGCAUACUCAAGGUAAUGCCGAUAAUUCAUUGAGGAGUUGCGAUGCAAUUCACGAAGAUGGGCAAAAGUUUGAUCAAUGUUUGUCCUGUGACAGGUUCCACUCUUUUAAUUCAUGUGUAUUUCGAAAUUCUCAAUGCUCUAAAUAUGGCGAGAUUGGACACAUUCAGUCAGUUUGUCAUACUACGGUUCAUUCCGUUACAACUAAUGCUAAAAUUUGUAUUUGUGAUUCUAUUAAGUUGGGUGUUUCUAACGAUCAUUUUUAUUUAUCCACGACUUCGAAGAGCAAUAUAGAGUCAGAUAGCAAACCAGAGUUAAAUGAAACUUGGAAUCCUUGUGAGAUAACAGUUUCUAAUCAAUCGACUUGUCAGAUUUCUCAUCUUAUUGUACCAGAUUUGGUUUUUCCUAAUGAUUCACAUAUUUCUGACGAGAUUUCUUAUAAAUCUGACGAAAACAUGUUGAAUGAGCCUAAUCAUGAUCGAAAACCUGAUGUAGUUUUGAUAGAUGCUGAUUUUUCUAAUGAUCCUAUCCUUUACUCUGCAAUGACAUUCUUAAUAAAUUUGAGGAAACUAUUUCAGAAGACUCAAGUCUUGGUGUUCUAUCAAAUAUUAUUUGUCCUCAUAAUGCAUUUGUUUCUUGUGGGAAACUUGUUCAGUGCGAAGCACGAGUACUAAAU
Molecule: messenger RNA, 1101 nt
Organism: Schistosoma intercalatum
Lineage: Eukaryota; Metazoa; Platyhelminthes; Trematoda; Strigeidida; Schistosomatidae
Source: the annotation of a GenBank genome assembly